Danio aesculapii is the source of this 2071-nucleotide messenger RNA. RefSeq names its product solute carrier family 22 member 6. Bases 189 to 1739 code for a protein of 516 amino acids. The record is from RefSeq and is a predicted model, not a curated record. Lineage: Eukaryota; Metazoa; Chordata; Actinopteri; Cypriniformes; Danionidae. The transcript has 10 exons. Gene Ontology annotation, molecular function: transmembrane transporter activity. Gene Ontology annotation, biological process: transmembrane transport. Gene Ontology annotation, cellular component: membrane.
CUGUGUAAAUGCAAACCAUCAGACUUGUAGAGGGUGGAGAAAAGACGUCUUAAGAAGACUAGUCAGUGACAGAAAGAGUGACAGGAAUAUGUAGGCUACACCUCCAAAUAGCUGACCGGACCUGCUCGUUCCUGCUGUUAAGGAAAGUAAGCUACUCUUCAAGGAAACUUCAUCUAUCAGCCGGCGAAAUGAAGAAGGACGCCGCCGCUUUUCCUCGGCUUGCUGGUACGCUGCAAAGACAUGUUUAUGCCAUCCUUACUUUACCAAUCUUUUUCACAGCCUUUACAUUUUUCGUGGACGUGUUCACGUUACAUAUUACGCCCUGCAGUGUGGAAAUAGCGACCAAGACUUUGAACCGCACAGUGGGCAGUAAUGUUUCCAUAUUUGAAAGUUGGACGGACAAUCACAGCGACCCCACCAGUAGUCAAACGUGUCACAAGGCGAAUCAUUUUUCUCAUGGACAAGCCACAUACAUGACGGGUUUACUUGUUGGCUCCUUAUUCGGUGGAGCUUUAUCUGACAAGUAUGGAAAGAAAAUUCUUCUCAUCUGCUGCACAACGAUCCACGCAGUCGCUACAAUUAUCGUGGCAUUUCUGCCAUAUGUGCCCGUGUAUCUGACUGCACGCGCCAUCAGUGGUGUAGCCUGCUGUGCCAUUCACAUCUGCACCUACAGCUUAGGGGUUGAAUGGAGCUUGCCCAAAUAUCGAAUCUGGCCACCCACACUGUUUUCCUUCAUCUUCAGUCUGGGAAUGAUGGGAUUGGCUGCCGUAGCUUUCUUGUCUAGCACUUGGAUGCAGUUUCAUUUGGCGCUGGGCAUUCCUCAGAUCCUCUUUCUACCUCUUUAUUUCUUUCUUCCAGAAUCCCCGAGAUGGCUGCUUCUAAACAAGAGGAUGAAAACGCUCGAGAGCUAUCAGAAUAGAAGUUCUGAAGACGAGCGUUACUUGGAUCUUCUUUUGGACUCUGUGGACAAUGAGGCACAGAAGUCACUUUCAGCGAAAUCCUCCACUAAAACACAGUCUAAUUUCACUAACCUAAUGUCACCUAUUAUACUGCUACGCCUGUUUAUCAUGAGCUAUAUUGGUUUUGCGUCUGCUCUCACAUACUAUGGGAUCUGCUUCAGUAUUGGAAGUUUUGGAGUAAAUAUCUAUUUGGCACAGUUUUUCUCUGGACUAUCAGAGGCUCCGUCUUUGCUGCUUCCAUUUCUGUUAAAGCGAUGGGGCCGCAGGCCGUUCACUAUGGGCUCCCUGUUCCUCAGUGGCAUUUCCUGUAUGCUGUCCCUCCUCGUGUCUAAAUUCUGCGACAUGCCUGCCCUUGUUAUGACUCUGGCACUGAUGGGCAAGCUGUGUAUGCAGUCUACCUAUUGUGUGUCUACACUCUAUGGGAUUGAGUUGUUCCCAACUGUAAUAAGGCAGAAGUGUGUCGGCGUGGUUAGUCUUUGUUAUCGAGUGGCCUGUAUUAUAAAUGCAGUGAUGAGCCCUGAGGGUGGGAUUCCUCUGCCAGCUAUGAUCUCUUACAGUGGAGGGCCGAUCAUUGGCGCAGCUCUGUGCCUGUUACUGCCGGAGACAAGUGGCAUCCCUUUACCAGACACAGUACAUGACUGUGAGAAACAGCCCAGACUCAAGCUCUCAUGCUGUGCAUGUGGGUCCAUAAAGCCUACACAGAGGUCUACACAGAACACAGAAGCAACUUUUAUCAAGGAGGACAUGAAGCAAAUGGAAUGCAGUCCCCUCUCAGCAUAAUCAACAAGAGGAAGCAGCAAAAACUGAUUCGUUCAUGAUUUUGUUUAUGUUUUUACAUUUCUUUUAGUAUCAUUUUUAUGAUAAAACAAAAAGGUAUACAUUUAGAAAGUCAAUAUUUUAAAAAGGAUAUUUUUACUAGAGUUUUUAGAUAUUGUAUAUUAAUAAGACUCUAUACUGGAAUCAUUCAUUGCUGCUAUUGAUAAAUUCACAACAUGCCUAGAGAGAAGCUCCUGAGCUCAGAAACACGCACACAUUUUAUACAUUUUCUGUUUUAAUGUAUAACUUGAAUUUUGUAAGCUUUCAAAAGUAAAAUUUUUACCUUUUUAAAAACA